Gasterosteus aculeatus aculeatus (three-spined stickleback) is the source of this 4397-nucleotide messenger RNA. It is a transcript of the gene ntng1a, whose product is annotated as netrin g1a. Gene Ontology annotation, biological process: animal organ morphogenesis; axonogenesis; tissue development. The record is from RefSeq and is a predicted model, not a curated record. NCBI's taxonomy places the organism in Eukaryota, Metazoa, Chordata, Actinopteri, Perciformes, Gasterosteidae.
UUCUGAGCUAAUAGAGCCUCGCAGCGCAUUAUCAUCGCCGUCAUCUCCCGUCUGGGCGGUCGGUGCUGCGCCGUGCCGUAAAGAAAACGACCAGGAAGGAGGAAGGUGCAAGCGGAUACCUUCAGCCGCCGAGUCUAAUUGGGGUGUUCCGUGUCCCCCGUUGAGUGGCCGACGACUAUAGCACGCGAGGUGGGGAGAGUGGGGGCGAGAUCCGCGCAGAGAUCCGCGAGCAGGACUGUUUGGAGCUGAAGGAAUUCUAAACAGGAACAGCGGGGACGCGCGGCGAGUGAAAGUUGCGUUAGAGGGGGAAACAAAGUGGGUCUCUUUCUCAUUGUUUUCUGGAGACAUCGCUGUGCCUGAGAUUGACUCCGUGAUGGAAUGACACUUGGAGAGAGAGAGAGAGAGAGAGGAUGAUGAUGGACACUUUGGCACCGGAGCCCCUGCUCAGAAGUCCCCCCCGUUUACGCCCGGCGCGGUGCUGACCGAGCCCUCUGGACGGCCAUCACUCAUUUGUUUGGGAGUGGCAGGAAAAUCCUCCUCUUGAUCGUUUUUUUUUUCUUCUUCUUUUUUUCUUCUUCUCCUUCUCCCGCUCCGGUCGCCAGACAGCAGCGAGAGAUGGUGCGCACAGCGAUUCCUCAGAGAAUCACCGACGUGCGCACUCAUCACAUUCCUGUUAAGGAACGCGUCUUAAAGAGCUUCUUUCUCCUAUUCGCGUUCAUUCUGCUGCUCUGAACUUGUUGAGCGGCGUUAUACAGCGAAGGCAAAGGCAAAGGGAAGUACCUCUCCCAGGAAAUCGCCAGAUCGCCGUGCAGGAAGAGGACCAUGAUUGACAGCCGGGCGAGCUGAGGAGACCUGUCACUCAUCGUCCUAUCAGCGUGUCAGAGGGCUAUCUCCUCCCCCCCCCCCACACCCCACUUCCUCCUCCUCCACCACCACCUCCUUCCUCCCUCGAAUCUCUCCCCUCUUAUCUCCUCAACGGGCCGGUUACCUGGCCAUCCUGCGUAGUCACCCACCACUUCCACUUACCUAAAAAAAAAAGGGACAGAAAUAGUAACAACUUCUCAAACCGACUCUCACUCCACUUGGGGGGAGUUUGGCAUGCCUCCUCACUCCACGUUGAGUGAGCCGGAAUAAGCGGAAGCGGAGAGAGGGAUCCCUCGUUAUUAAUCCCCUCAGAAGGAGACAUCGCGCCACCCCCCCCCCCCCCCCCUCACCCUCGAGAGAGAGGACCAGUCAUGCGUUUCCACUUGGCGCUGACGCUGCAGGCGCUGUGGGCCGGUGUUUGCCAGGCGGCCAUGCAGCACUACCCGGCGGCGUGGGGCCACUACGAUGUGUGCAAGUCCCAGGUUUACUCGGACGAAGGCUUAACCUGGGACUACAUGGCCUGCCAGCCGGAGGCAGCAGACAUGACCCAGUACCUGAAGGUUACUCUGGAUCCCCCCAACAUCACCUGUGGAGACCCUCCGGAGACCUACUGUGCCCUGGAGAACCCCUACAUGUGUAACAAUGAGUGCGACGCGACUACGGAUGAACUCGCCCAUCCUCCAGAGCUCAUGUUUGACACCGAGGGCCGCAACCCCACAACCUUCUGGCAGUCCACGUCAUGGAAGAAGUACCCGAAGGCCCUCCUGGUCAACAUCACGCUUUCUUGGAACAAAACCAUCGAGCUGACCGACGACAUCGUGCUCACCUUCGAGUCAGGCCGGCCCGAGCAGAUGGUGCUGGAGAAGUCGCUGGAUUAUGGACGAAGUUGGCAGCCCUACCAGUUCUACGCCACUGACUGCCUAGACGCCUUCACCAUGGAGCCCAAGACCGUGCAGGACCUGACCCAGCACACCCUGCUGGACAUCAUCUGCACCGAGGACUACUCACGAGGCUACGUGUGGAAGAACGACAAAACGGUGCGCUUUGAGAUCAAGGACCGCUUCGCGCUGUUCGCCGGGCCGCGGCUCCACAACAUGGCUUCGCUUUACGGCCAACUGGACACCACCAAGAACCUGCGGGACUUCUUCACCAUCACAGACCUGAGGAUCCGUCUGCUCCGGCCCGCCACGGGAGCGACGAUGGUGGACGAGAACAACCUGUCCAGAUACUUCUACGCCAUUUCUGACAUCAAAGUCCAGGGCAGGUGCAAGUGCAACCUUCACGCCAACAGCUGCGUGUAUGACAAAGAGAAGUUGAGCUGCGAGUGUGAACACAACACCACCGGGCCCGACUGUGGCCGCUGUAAGAAGAGCUACCAGGGGCGAGCGUGGAGUGCUGGCUCCUACCUGCCCAUCCCCAAAGGCACAGCUAAUACCUGUAUCCCUAGUAACAUUGGUCCAGUUAACUGCGAAUGCUUCGGCCACUCCAACCGGUGCAGCUACAUCGAGCUGCUAAACACCGUCAUUUGCGUGAGCUGUAAGCACAACACUAGGGGCCAGCACUGCCAGCUGUGCAAGCUGGGCUACUACCGCAAUGCCUCUGCAGAACUGGACGAUGAAAAUGUUUGCAUAGAGUGUAAUUGUAAUCCCUUUGGCUCAGUCAGUGAUCGCUGUAAUGGCACAGGAUUUUGUAUAUGUAAGGAGGGCACUACAGGGCCUAAGUGUCAGCAGUGUCUACCCGGCUAUUUGUGGGACGAUGGCUGCAAAUCCCGCGUUUGUGACAACGAGCUCCUGCGCUGCCAAAAUGGCGGGGUGUGCGUCAACAACGUCCGCUGCAGCUGCACCUCAGACUACUCGGGUCUGCUGUGUGAGAACCACCGCUGCGAGUCAGAGCUGGGUGGCUGCGGGGGUCCCGACUCGGGCCAGGCCCCCCUGACGCCCCCGUCCCUCCCCGGGCUGCUGCUGCUGCUGCUGCUGGGCCCGGCGCUGCUGAGAGACGCCUCCUGCUGGCCUGCGCUGCUCUGAAGGGGCCCACCUCACCUGGCGGGAGCGGUCGAGUCCCCCGCCAACUCCCCUUUACCCUCCCCGGCCCUCCCCCGUACACGAUCCCCUCCCCUCCCCCCUUUCCCUUCUUCGAAUAAUCAACCAUCAAACAGGAACGGCCGUGAGCUGCGCGGACUGCACUGUUCUGAGCUUCCCCGCCCGCCCAGACUCAAUGGACACUCGCGCUGACGAUGAAGGGAAUGUGCCAGACGAAUGAGUGCAAAAACUUUUAUUAUUUCAUUUCAAAGAAUAUAUCAAAAUAAAAAUAAAAACAUAUACUUCUAAAAAAAAUGCCAGAUAUUAUUAAGGAAAAAAAGAGCGUUUGCCUAAAUAGAGUGCAAUGUGCAAAGAACGAUGAGGCCCACCCUCCCCUUCUAAGCCAUAGCAGGUACUUGAGCUCCUUCCACCUUGAGAAGAUGACGAACUUGUUCGCUACGUCCCUCUUAUUGCCACGGCAACAGCAGCAGCGACCAAUCAGCUCUCCAACGAGCCGGCGGCGGCGGCCUCCGAUCCCCCGCGGGAUGCUUUCGGCGAGUUAAUGUUGGCUGGACUGACGCUGAGGAGAUCUCAGAGAAGCUGCCCGCGCUGAAUGCCUGACCGGUUGGCCCCUGAAGCACGAGCGUGACGCUUCGACUAAAAGAGGAGGAAACACACACAGAGCAUUCUUUGCUGUCAGUGCAUUGUGGAUAGAAGGAAAUCCGUCCCGACCGCCCCUUUGUGACACAAAAAAACCCCCUUUGCCCACGUUGAUCCCUCUCUAGCUUUCUGUCCCGCCUCCCCUGAGCUCUGUCUCAUCCUCCCUCCUGUUCACCCCCCCCCCCCUCCCUCUCCCGCCUCCAGUCCCAAAGCCCUCGCCUCCCUCGCCAUGCUGCCACAGACCCGUGCUUUCGUGAACGUUACUCUGUAAACCCUUGUUGGUUGAAAGAUUCUUUUGUCCGAUGUUAGUGAUGCACAUGUGUAAGAAGCCCCCCCCCCCUCCAUUCCUCCUCCCUCCUCUCCUCUCUUGCAAAAAGAUUCUCCAAUAAAGCUGUCUGAUUCUUUUUCUAUCUUAGAGCCACCACGCUCCCUGCGGCUACGGUCCGAGGAUAGUUUUCACCUGAGCAGACGAGAAGUGCAUAGAAAAAUAUCGGUGUAUUUGCAAGUUCUUUUCUCGACAGAGCAAACAAAAAAAAGAGUCAUGUAGUCCUUUUGUAUCUUUGCCGAACUGUGAUUGAAAAAAAGGCAACCUUUAUUGUAUCUAUUUAAAACAUCCAAACGCAGAUGGUUUCCCAUUGAGUUAUAUUUCUUUCUUUCACUUAUUUUAUUUGUUAUUAUUACUUUUAGUUGUGCAGUUGAUUUUCCUUUGUAUUGGCAACGUGCUGGCAUCAAAGAAUAUCAGUUUACAUAUACAGUAUUAAUAAAGUGUAAUAAAAUCCCACCAAAGGACAUUAUAAAUGUUUUUGUUCUUGCUUUAACACUUGAGAACUGAAGUGAAUAAAAGUUAAAAAAUGG